AUGAAGCGAGCGAAGAAGAGAAGAGGUGGAAGUGCCUUCUUCUAUCUUUGUCUGCUGGUAUUGCUUCCAGUAGUAGUGGAGGCCAUCCGGCUACCGUUCCUCGGUCAACAUGCCGAGGAAAGCCCGAAGCAAGAUGGUUCAUCUUAUCCACAAGAUGAUGGGCACUCACCAUUGGGUAGAACGGCAGAGCUGCCAGUGAAUGCACCUCUGACAGGUGCUUUUCUGCUAUUGGCGCUCCAAGAGAAUGGAUGGACCAGCAUUCGGAAACAUCUCGAGGUGCAGCGACAAACAUACCAGCAGAUAUAUGCGUUUAUCAUGUACAAGCCACCAGUUGGAAUGGUCACUACCUAUGUUCUAUUGCAGCUGGUACUUUCCGGACGCCUCUUUCGUGCCUACAAUCAGCUUCCGUCGCAAGGGGUGAACGGUAAAUACAGUAACCAUGGACAUCCGAGUCGAAACCAGUACUACAACAACGGACUCAGUAGUAUUAUGCAACAAGAGCACCGAAAAUCGAAACGACGGCGACACAAGGGCCGAGCCUUUUCCUUGGAAGAACGUGACCAAGACUAUGUUUCCUAUGGAGUCAUGGAACGGAUUCGCGGACGGCUCUGUGUGGCAGCCUUGGCCGACAUUGUAGAGCAGCAGGAAGCACUCUAUCCUGCCUUUGCCGCCGAGCGAUCGGCUCUGUUUUACUACAAGAAACACUACCGUAAAGAUUGUGAUCAGAUGGAUACAGAAUGGCUCCUACAAGUGCCAUGGGUAUAUGGAGCCGCAUUGGAUGCGCUCCAGAUAUCCUGUGCACCUGGAGGAUCCCGCUUUGAGUUUGUCGAGCAGCUACGAGAGCCCUUGGCGCGAUUAAAGGCAGCCCAAGUCUAUUAUGAAAAGCGAGCCAACAAUAAUAAUACACGAGAGUCAAAACAACAAUCCACAAAGCUGCCCACUCCAACGGUGCUUCAAGUGGCAACCACAAUCUUGGAGAUUCGAGCCACGGAUGCUUUGUUGCGUGUCUGUCGAGACCGAUUACUCAAGACAACCUAUCGCUUGGCACGUACCGCCAAAUAUUGGAACCGAAGAGUGGAACAAGCCAAAGCCAUGGCCGUCUUCCAGCAGAGUCUGAUUCGUGAUACCAUCGAGGGAGAUCGUCUUCGACUUUCCUAUGCACAAGCCGCGUACAGGGCCGAAUUGGAUCGACUGGGACGCAUUUGUGCCAUGCUCUUGAUCGAAAAACAACAACACGAUAACCCGCAAGAGGCUCCGGGGAGACCCAAAGAACUUCAAGACAUUCAUCUUUUGCGGGCCCUCCGACGAAGCAAACGGGUCAGUGCCAUCUAUGGAUCGACAGCCAAUCAUCCUUGGGCAAACCGAAAACAAAAGAGAAAGUGGCGGAGCACUUGGCGACUUCCCAAACUGUCAAGGUAUGCUGUUCGAAUUGAAAAGGGUUGGAUUACAAUACGGCACCUUGAGAAGGAUACCUUUAUCGACGGCGGAAGUGCCACGAACGUGUUGAUGUUAGAUGAUCCGGAGUCUUUGAAGGAAUGGCAGGAAGACGCACAAAAUUGGAUUCAAACGUCCAAAAAGACGCUUUGUGAUGUGCUGAACGAAACGCUCAUGACUUCGGUUGAGUCCAAUAAUGGCGAUGAGACUUCACCGUUUGUACACGACGUCAAUCUGCUUCGAGAAGCAUGGGAACUGUAUCCAAAGACGGAAACGCCAGCAAGAGGUCCGAUUGAGGACUCUGAAGUUAUGGCCAUGACAAUGUACAACUACACCUUGCUUGCGUGGGGGCGCGCAUUGCAUGUGGUCGACGAUGUAAAGGACUUUCGAAGGAUGGGCGAGGGCAGAACUAUGGGCUUGAAAGAAUUCACAAUUGUGGGCUUGCUCAAUGAGUUUGAUUUCUUUGGCAUUCCUUCUGCAAUGGCUAAGGUCUACUUGGCCUAUUGCUUGCAUGAUUGGAUAGCCCCGCAUUGGCCUGUGAUCCUGGCGUUUCUGCGAGAAGCAUGGCAGACGUUCGUCAUAUUUUUCAUGACUCGGUUUUUUGAACCGGCAAAAGGUGUGCUUCUCUCACUUCUCAGUCCGGGAGAGAAAAGCAUGCUCGAGGACUUUGACCUGCCGAGCGAAGCCCGCAGUCUAGACAACAUGUUGAAAGACCUUAAGUUUGGGGAUGGGACUCCGGGGGAUAGGAGGAAAGCGUUAGAGGCUGCCGCCCUUCAAUACGAAGAGGACGUGUCAACUGGCUUAUUUCGGACAAUGGCUUCUGGCCAGUUGAUCCGGUUGCUGUUGGUCCAGAUGCAGCAAGUCAAGCUCGGCAUGCUCAAUGCGAUGGAGGAUAUUGAUGUCUUGCUUCAAGCGAACAAACUGAACAUGCGUAUCAUGGCGGCGGUGCCGGGCAUUUUCCUUGCCUACUUCUGGACUCGAAUGUUCGUCAGACAUCUCUACAAUUUGCGGUCACGAGACUUGAGACCCAUUACUGAUGUGUAUGAGGACAUGACAGCGCACUUGCACAGAAUCAAAAGCAUCCUUCUUCUUGCAGACGGGGCGACCUUUGGGGACAACGUUGAAAACAGCGGCGCUGCUAUACUGGGAUCUGCGGUGAAUGUGCUUGGACCGAUUGAGCUGGGAGAAGUUGCUCUGAACAUGCACUGUUACCUUGUUCUACUGGAUUAUUGCUCCCCCAAUCCAUUCCCAAAACGUCACUGCGACGAGAUACAUCAAUCAAUCCGAGAAACGCUGGGAUCUGUCAAGAAGACAGACCAGCUUGAUCGCGCUGACAAACAGGGCGUUGGAAGAUCGAUGGCUUUAGUCGACCUGGUGAUCAAGAAACACCAAGGUCUAAAGAAGUAUUUGUAG
Messenger RNA from Seminavis robusta, 2847 nucleotides. Lineage: Eukaryota; Bacillariophyta; Bacillariophyceae; Naviculales; Naviculaceae. The record is from the annotation of a GenBank genome assembly.